Messenger RNA from Funneliformis mosseae, 433 nucleotides. Lineage: Eukaryota; Fungi; Glomeromycota; Glomeromycetes; Glomerales; Glomeraceae. The record is from the annotation of a GenBank genome assembly.
AAUCAAACGUCUACGUCGUCAACCUCAUCCACUUCAUCCACUGCCGACCUCAUCAAAAAAAGAAAAGCUACGCAAAUAUCAGAAGUUCUAAAUCUAGAAGAGGCAUUAUCGUAUGCUCCACCACUUCUAAAUUAUCUCCUGAUGCUUGCGAAUCGAAAACCUGCACGAAAUCUGACCACGAACCAUCUAAAGUACGUCUUUGGGAAGGCUCUCUCGAAGACGUACCAUCUAAAGUACGUCUUUGGGAAGGAAGGCUCUCUCGAAGACGUACCAUCCGAACCACGAUUUGCCUUACAUGAUCGGGUGAUUAUUGAAGAGGAUGUUCGUAGCCUCUUUUCAAUAAACUUUUGUGAGGUGUUGAGCAACCUUAUGGGACCGGAUUAUGAGUAUACAAGACGAGAUACCAAAGCCGCCGGUAUACCUGACUUCAAUU